Molecule: messenger RNA, 2018 nt
Organism: Clarias gariepinus (North African catfish)
Lineage: Eukaryota; Metazoa; Chordata; Actinopteri; Siluriformes; Clariidae
Product: signaling lymphocytic activation molecule-like
Exons: 6
Coding region: 430-1362 (310 amino acids)
Source: RefSeq, a predicted model, not a curated record
CUAAAAAAAUUAAUUAAUGUCCUGUGUAUUUCCCCUCUACACCCCCAAAUAAUUAACAAUAAAUACUAAAUGACUAUUUAAUUAAAAACCAAAGGGUGCACUGACUUUUGCACAGACUGUUCUGUACUAAAUAGUGUGGAGUGUUAGUGCUCCCACUAAACCCAUGUGAGAGACAUUUUAUAAAUGAAUCCUGCCGUCCCCAGAGCUGAAGGGAAGCGUCACUGAGCAUGUAGAGACUGAACACGCUGAGACAGGAGGGUUUCUACAGGAGGCUUCAGUUCUCUAAGCUAACAGUGUGAGGAAGGCUGUGUACUGCAGCUCCAUACAGCAUGGACUUUAACUGCUUUGUGCUCUGAAUUCCUCACUCACACUGAUGUUCGGGACAAAGGGGAAACGUCUGGCUGAGAAACGCUGACCAUGGAUUAGGAAAUGAUGAAGAUUUUACCAGAAGAUUUUACCAUCACUUUUCUUCUCCUGCUGUGCUGUUUACUGUGUGCAGCUGGAGACGAGACGGUCACACUGCAGGAAGUGGAAGGAACCACUAUAACUCUCCAUACUGGGAUAACUGGGAUUCAGAGUGAUGCUCAGAUUCAGUGUUUUUAUGGACCUGAGAAAGCAGAGGAAAAGAUAUUGAUUAUUCAGGUAUUUAAAGGAGAAACUGUUACAGAAAUCAGUGAGAGAUUUAAAGAGCGACUGCAGCUGGACAGAAUCAGUGGAGCUUUAACCAUCAGGAACAUCAGCAGGAAUCAUUCUGGAGUUUAUUUAUUACAAGUCAUCAAUAGAGGUCUCUCAACUCGGACGUUCAGUGUCAGUGUUUAUGCUCCAGUUUCAACUCCAGUAAUAAGAAGUCAACAAAAGCAAAAACGAACUGUUUCCCGCACAGAGUUGUGUUUCCCCCUGUGCACUGUGGAGAAUGGAGAAGAUGUGACGUUAUCCUGGUACAGAGGGACUGAGAGACUCAAUAUCACCAAUAACACAGAUCUCAGUGUUAACCUCAGUCUCACACUGCAAAUACACAACCAGGACAUUAACACUAACACUUACACCUGUGUGUCUGCAAACCCUGUCAGCAAUAAAACAACUUCUCUCAGCAUCACACAGCUCUGUGAUCAUCACCCAGAUAAAUCUAAAAGUUCCCGUAUCCUGUCUUAUGUCCUGAUACCUGCUGGAGUUCUCACGCUGUUAAUAUCAGUGUUAGUAUUUCUGUGUGUUUGGAGAAAAAAGGAAAAGGACGAAGUUUCUGAUAAAUCUGAGGAUCUGACUUACUCUGAUGUGAAGAGAGUUAAAGCGGAAGAAAACUGGAGUGUGACGUGUGUUGAAGAGAACGGCUCAGUGGUGUACUCAGAGGUGAAGAGAUCCUAAUAACUCCACACAUCACUGGAUCAUUUUAACUGGACUGAUAUUAUAAACAUUAUACUUUUAAUUUCCUACAUAAUUGAUUAUAAAUAUUUACUGUAUGUUUAACCAUAAACCAUUUCCAUUAGUGUUUAAAAUGUGAUUCUGUACAAUAACUAUUAGUUUUAUAGGAAAUAGAUUUGAUCUACAGCCGUAUUGUUCAGAUCAGAUACAGAGCGAGCUGUUAGAGAAGUGUGUGUGUGUGUGUGUGUGUGUGUGUGUGUGUAACUGUUUGUCUCUGUCCUCACAUUUAUAUUGUAGUUGAUGGUUUUUAUUUAUUUAUUUAUAAUCAGAUCCAGUAAUCUGAGCUCAGGAUUGAAUUAGGCAUCAAAGCUUCCUGCUGUAUUUUACCUUUAAAACUAAACUCCAGCCUGUUAAAGCUCCUGACUGAGAGAGACACAGAUCUUAUUUACUGUUAUUUACUGUUGCUGUUCAUUUGUUUAUUAAAUUAACACGUGUACUGCAGUUCCUGAAAAUUCUGAUAGUCUGCUCUUCUUUCUGGAACACGGCUUGUUCUGGCUUAGUGUCGCUCCAACAAACAGAACUACAGCAGAGAGAAACUUCAGAGAGAUUGUAUUAUAUGUAAAAAGUGCAGUGUUUUAAUAAAAAUGUAAAUGUGUAAA